Molecule: messenger RNA, 4771 nt
Organism: Diospyros lotus (date-plum)
Lineage: Eukaryota; Viridiplantae; Streptophyta; Magnoliopsida; Ericales; Ebenaceae
Product: trafficking protein particle complex II-specific subunit 130 homolog
Exons: 21
Coding region: 670-4455 (1261 amino acids)
Biological process (GO): intra-Golgi vesicle-mediated transport; early endosome to Golgi transport
Cellular component (GO): TRAPPII protein complex
Source: RefSeq, a predicted model, not a curated record
AAAUCGGCUAAUAGAACCCGCAAAACCCUAAUUUUUCCUCAUCCUGACGCUCACUUAAAAUCUCUCACUCGUCCUCUCUGUGUGAAUUGACCGAACAAGGUCUCAUCCGAUCCGAAGACAAGGAAGGAGGGCGCAAUCUCUUCAUCGUUCUUGGCAACCGACAGCCCUCACCCCCAUCCUCACUCUCAGCGACAGGCGCAAUCUCAAUCGGCAAUCUCCAUCGCACGCAAGAGAAGCAUUUCUCAUCCGAGAAAAUGUCAUUUCGCUACUCCGAAUGUCUCCCAGUUUCGCUUAAUCGCACACCCUCCUUCUUAAUUGACAACAGCUAGCUUUCAUUUGAGACGAAUCACCCACGGAAGACUGAUCAUCAGUGGUUAUGGUGCGACAGUCCCUAGAUCCUGCAGGCUGCAGCGCAGCAACAAUAGAGAUCGCCAAGCCCAUCAAGCAUCACCUAGAAGAAAAUGGAACGCCGACCUCGAUGACGCUGGCUGGCUUUAAUACGUGUAAAUACGAAUCAAACAAGUGCAGUUAAGCCCUCAACUGUUGAGUCACAAUCCCACAACUGCUGAAUCAAACCUCACCUCCGUUCGCUUGAUUCUGGGCUCUGAAUUUCUGACUCACCGACUUCAUCCAGUCCAAUCAGCACAUGAUUCCGGUAGAUCCACGAUCAUGGCGACUCUCUUAGCUCAGUUUCAGACUAUAAAGAACUCGUCUGAUCACCUCGUAAUUGCUGUUGAGGAUGUGAGCGACUUGUGGCCUAUUGUCAAGACGGGUUUUGAAGAGCGUUUGCCAUUCAGAACAGCUUGUUUGAAUAACAAAACACGUAAUCCUGUGGUUGUGGAGAAACUGCCUGCUGAGUUUAUAUUGACAACAGAUUCAAGACUUCGUAGUCGGUUUCCUCAGGAGCAACUAUUAUUUUGGUUCCGGGAACCGUAUGCAACUAUCAUUCUUGUUACUUGUGAGGAUCUUGAUGAGUUCAAGACGAUUCUUAAACCACGCCUGAAACUAAUUGUUCAAAAUGAUGAACGUGAGUGGUUCAUCGUGUUUGUGUCUAAGGCUCAACCACACAAUGAUCAGGCCGCCAAGCUUGCAAAGAAAGUAUAUGCUAAAAUAGAGGUUGAUUUCAGCUCAAAGAAGCGGGAAAGGUGCUGCAAGCUAGAUAUGCAUGGACCAGAAGCAAAUUUUUGGGAAGAGUUGGAGUUUAAAAUCAUGGAAUGCAUCAGGAACACACUUGAUAAGCGAAUACAGUUUUAUGAGGAUGAGAUUCGCAAGCUCAGUGAACAGCGUUUCAUGCCAGUUUGGAACUUCUGCAAUUUUUUCAUCCUGAAGGAAAGUUUGGCUUUCAUGUUUGAAAUGGCUCAUCUCCAUGAAGAUUCAUUACGUGAAUAUGAUGAACUUGAGCUCUGCUACUUGGAAACAGUUAAUAUGAACGGAAAACAAUGGGACUUUGGAGGAAUGGACCAUGGAGAUGAUCAGGCUGCUCUGCUAAACCCUGGGAAUAAACCAUUGACGCAGAUUAUUCAAGAUGAUUCAUUUAGAGAAUUUGAAUUCAAACAAUAUCUCUUUGCCUGCCAAGCAAAGCUAUUGUUCAAGCUGAGUCGUCCCUUUGAAGUUGCAUCCAGGGGCUAUUCAUUUAUCAUCAGCUUUUCUAAGUCACUGGGACAGCGUGAGAGUAUGUUACCCUUCUGUAUGCGUGAAGUUUGGGUAAUAACUGCUUGUUUGGCUUUAAUCAAUGGAACUGCCUCUCAUUAUAGUGAUGGACAAGUGACACCUGAUAUAGAAAAGGAGUUUUACCGCCUACAGGGUGAUCUUUAUUCUCUUUGUCGGGUUAAGUUCAUGAGGCUUGCAUAUUUAAUUGGUUAUGGAUCUGACAUUGAAAGAAGUCCUGUCAACAGUGCUUCUCUCAGCAUGCUACCUUGGCCUAAGCCAGCAGUUUGGCCUUUAGUUCCACCUGGUGCUUCGUCUGAGGUUCUUGCUAAAGAAAAGAUGAUUCUUCAAGCAACACCGAGGGUUAAGCACUUUGGAAUUCAGAGGAAGCCAUUACCUCUAGAACCAUCUGUACUUUUACGGGAAGCUAAUCGCCGAAGGGCUUCUCUUUCUGCUGGGAAUGUGUUUGAAUUAUUUGAUGGUCUCCCAAUUACUGAUGGAUCAGGUUCAGAUGUACCUCCUAGGAUGUCCCCGUCGGCAAAUAUGCAUAAAGUUUCUAUGUCAAGAACUAAUUCUUCGCCAGGAAACUUUGAGAGCUCCAUUGAUCGACCUAUGAGACUUGCUGAGAUCUAUGUUGCUGCUGAGCAUGCCCUGAAGAGUACAAUUUCUGAUCCUGAUAUUUGGAAGUCACUAUCAUCUGUAGAGGAGUUUGAGAACAAAUAUCUAGAGCUAUCAAGGGGUGCCGCUGAAAAUUAUCAUCGUUCUUGGUGGAGAAGGCAUGGAGUUGUCCUUGAUGGUGAAAUAGCAGCUGUCUUCCAUAAGCAUGGGAAUUUUGAUCUUGCUGCAAAGUCGUAUGAGAAGGUUUGUGCUCUCUAUGCUGGCGAAGGAUGGCAAGAUUUGUUAGCCGAAGUCCUUCCCAAUUUAGCAGAAUGUCAAAAAAUACUGAAUGAUCAAGCUGGCUAUUUAUCAUCUUGUGUGAGACUGCUGUCACUGGAUAAAGGUCUAUUCUCAACCAAGGAACGUCAAGCUUUUCAGUCAGAACUUGUCUUUCUUGCACAUAGUGAAAUGAAGCACCCUGUGCCCCUAGAUGUGUCAUCAUUGAUAACAUUUUCUGGCAAUCCUGGGCCACCAUUGGAGCUGUGUGAUGGGGAUCCUGGUACCCUAUCUGUUACCCUCUGGAGUGGCUUUCCUGAUGAAAUAACUCUUGAAUCACUUAGUCUCACCCUGAUGGCUACAAAUAAUGCAGAUGACGGUGUCAAGGCAAUAAGGAGCUCUGCAGCUACCAUACUAAUGCCUGGCAGAAAUUCUAUCACUCUUUCUCUACCUCCACAAAAACCAGGUUCCUAUGUCUUGGGGGUUCUUACUGGGCAGAUUGGUCAUUUGAGAUUUAGAUCUCAUAGUUUUUCAAAAGGUGGACCUGCAGAUAGUGAUGAUUUUAUGAGUUAUGAGAAGCCUACUAGGCCUAUCUUAAAGGUCUUCAAACCAAGGUCUCUGGUUGAUCUUGCUCCGGCUGUUUCAUCUGCUUUGCUAAUUAAUGAACCUCAAUGGUUUGGAAUAAUUAUUAAGCCAAUUAAGUACUCCCUUAAGGGUGCUGUCUUAAAUAUUGACACUGGUCCUGGUUUGAAGAUUGAGGAAUGUCAUGCCAUUGAAAUGGAAAGAUAUGCUGACAUAUCGCAAAAUCGAGCUGACGUAGUGUACUCAGAUGAUGCUAGAAAAACUGAUUUUACUGUUACUGAAGAGUUUAAACAAUUAACUCUUCAGGAUGGAAGAAUUGAGUUGCCAGAAUGGGCAAGUGGUAUAAAUUCUGUCCUAUGGAUUCCGGUACGUGCUAUUAGUGAUAGUCUUGCUCGAGGAACAAACACAGCUAUUCCCCUACAACAGAGUCUUGUGGAUGGGUUGAGGACAAUAGCUUUGAAACUUGAGUUUGGAAUAUCACACAAUCAAUCAUUCGAGAGGACGGUAGCUGUGCAUUUCACCGACCCCUUCCAUGUGACUACACGUGUAGCAGACAAAUGCAAUGAUGGUACUUUACUAUUGCAGGUGAUACUCCACUCUCAAGUGAAGGCCUCAUUGACCAUCUAUGAUGCUUGGUUGGAACUUCAAGAUGGAUUUGCUCAUACUGGACAAGGUGAUGGAAGACCCACUUCUAGCUUCUUUCCACUCGUUGUCUCCCCUACAUUCAAAGCAGGAAUGAUGUUUAGUAUAUGCUUGGCAACUCCAAUGGCUGAAGAUGAAGCCAAGGUAUUGCAUCCGGAUAGUAUUUUACAUAUCAAAUAUGGAAUUGCUGGUGAUAGAAUUCUUGGAGCUCACAACCCUGUCGUCCUAGAACCCAAGGAGUCUGGAGAUGCUCCACAGCAUCUUAUAUUCAGGAGUGCUCUUGCUUUACAGCAGCCUGUCUUGGACCCUUGUUUGGCAGUUGGUUUUCUUCCUCUUCCUUCAAAUGGUCUUAGAGUUGGGCAGCUUGUUACCAUGCAGUGGAGAGUUGAAAGGUUAAAGGAUUCUGAUGAGAAUGUGCUUUCUGAGAAGAAUGCAAGCCAUGAGAAUGCAGUAUUAUACCAAGUUAAUGCAAGUUCAGAGAACUGGAUGAUUGCAGGGAGGAAAAGGGGGCAUGCCCCGCUCUCCAUAAAGCAAGGUUCAAGGAUAGUUAUCUCAAUAUUAUGUCUCCCUCUGGUAGCAGGAUAUGUCCGUCCUCCUCAACUAACCUUGCCAAAUAUUGAUGAGACAAAUAUAAGUUGCAAUCCUCCUGGACCUCAUUUGGUCUGUGUGUUGCCUCCAGCCCUGAGUUCCUCUUACUGCAUACCAGCAUGAUGUAGUUGGAGUCUUGCUUUUGCUUUUCCGGAUUCUGUUGAAGACAUAGUCAAGUAGCUAUUUUUCCCGUGACAUGUAAAUGUGUAUUAGUUUUCCAAUUUUUGAAUUUCUUUUACAUGGGUUUGGUGGCUUUUUUGAGUGUUAAAAGCAUGUUAUACAUGUAAUGUCUUGCCUCCUGUACAGUGUGGCUGGAACCUGUAAAAUAGUAGAGUGAUUCGAAAAUAGGAGCAGAAAUUUACUUCCGUCUGUGUGACACUUGAUAGAAAAAUGGAAUCAUUGAGAAAAACGCUUUAGUUGUGCGAGGGUUUUUGGUCAA